Punica granatum (pomegranate) is the source of this 1304-nucleotide messenger RNA. Lineage: Eukaryota; Viridiplantae; Streptophyta; Magnoliopsida; Myrtales; Lythraceae. The record is from RefSeq and is a predicted model, not a curated record.
AGUCCGGGUCUCUGUCUCGGGCACCAUCGCCCUCCUGCCGCUGCUCCUGCUCCCUCAGACCUCUUGCUCCGACUCCAGACAGAGAGAGUUCAUCGGAGGACCCAAACACGGCCGACAUCUCCUCUGCCACCGCUACAAAGGAAAAGGCCAUCAGCUCUGAGAUAAGUGGUAGCUAGUUUUACGAUAGCGAAGUCGCUGCUCUUCUCACUCCUUCCUGCUAAUUCUCUCCGGCCCCGCCGUGCCGAGCAGACCGCAGCGCCAAUGCUGUGUCGUUGCACUUCUCCUUUCUAGCUACGGUACGAUGUCUUCCGCUGCCUUCUCUCUGUUUCUUCCACGUGGGUGGGGUCUAUUCUAUCAUAUUCAGGUUAAGAUAAUUUGUUGAGUGGGGUGCUCUUUGGACUGCUUUCGGGAGGGAUGCUGUAGCUUUUGUUCCUCGUUGAAAUAUAACAGAAGAGAAAACCAGCAAGAUUGCUGUAAAACUGCACCAGUUAUGCCAUUCAAUGUUAUAAAACAAGCUACUGAGACGUAGUGAUUUGCUAGGUUUCUCUUUCAAGAUAAACUAGCAAGAACUGGUUCAUUGGGAAUUGAAAGAUGAAGCUGAGAGUGGUCUGCAAAAAGUUGUAUGAUUACGUUCGUUACGAUCUGAAAGAGAUUGCAUUCCCUUCAUCACUACCUGAUCCUCCUCAUGUUAAAAAACGCCGGAAACUGACUUGGCACGAGCGGUAUCUGGUUUUGAAAGAGGCCUCUAGGCUAUAUGCAGCAAGCUGGGUACGUGAUAUUGGUCCUGAACUCCGCCCAAAUGAUUAUAAGAAAGAUGAAGAGACUGAAGACGAGGUCCACGAGGGAAAGAAAACUGCCAAAGUGAAAGAACCAUCAACCUUGGAAGAUCUCGUUGUGGCUGCGAGAGGGGGGAUGGAAACGUUAAGGCCGGCUCUUCAGAGAGUUUACAUGACAAGAGCCUCUGCCUAUAGAGAUGCCCUGAAAAACUUCAUAGAAGGGUACCAAGAAGGCGUUCAGCAGGUCAUGGAGAAGAAAGGGGAUGCUAAACCUCAAAAGGACGACGAUGUUCCAAAGAAAGAAAAUUGACCUUUCUACAUCGAUCAUCAAUGUGCGCCCUUCUCAACGAGUUCUGGUUCUUCGUCAUGUCAAAGGGUACUGUUUCGUAUUUUGUGAUAACAUGCUUGUAAAUACUUAGUCUUGCGAAGAUUUUUCGGAUCAUCAACACUAGAUUUUUAUUCAUCAUGCAUGUUUCAUUUGUCCGUGUAUAGUCAUGGUCUGCAAUGCGAUAAACUUCUUUUUUUCCC